Messenger RNA from Ricinus communis (castor bean), 1988 nucleotides. RefSeq names its product CTL-like protein DDB_G0288717. Gene Ontology annotation, molecular function: transmembrane transporter activity. The transcript is spliced from 3 exons. Gene Ontology annotation, cellular component: membrane. Lineage: Eukaryota; Viridiplantae; Streptophyta; Magnoliopsida; Malpighiales; Euphorbiaceae. Bases 177 to 1853 code for a protein of 558 amino acids. Gene Ontology annotation, biological process: transmembrane transport. The record is from RefSeq and is a predicted model, not a curated record.
UAAUUUUAGAAGUACAGAACUCUAACAACUAACUUACAAAGAGCUACCUUAUCAUCUUUAAUCAUCUGCUGCCAGUCAACGACAACAAAAAAUAUGCUCUCUCUUCUAUCACUGCCAUAACCACCACCGCUGACACCACCGCCACCACCACCACCACCACCACAAUUGAAACUAAAAUGGGAAGCACUGAAGAACCUAACAAGCCAAACGAAUCCUCCUCUUCCCUCUCAGAGCCACUCGUCUCCAAACCCCCCUUAUAUCCUUCCGUAAUUGAAGAACCCGAACGGGCCCACUCUAACCCUGAUGAAUCUGACCCGACCCAGUACCUCCAGAUCUCCUACAAUUACGGUCCUAGACCAUUCAAGGACGUUCCUUUUCUAGUUCUCUUUGCGCUCUGUGUUCUUUGCACUUUUGGAUUUGGAAUCUUUUCUAUUUUUAAUAGAAACCCAAAUUACACCAAUCUGUCUUCCUAUACUUAUGACUUCAAUUCUACUUCUUGUGUUAAAGAUUCAGUCUUUUUGUCAUCAACAGAUGGAUUUUCUAUAACCCAUUUGUCCUAUUACUACUCUUUUAGUUCUUCUUCAAGUUCUAGUCUUUGGAAGGCUAUUAUAUGGAGUCUUGUAAUUACUUUGAUUUUAAGUGGGCCUAUUUGUUUUCUUUUGCUUUUGUUGCUUAAGCAUUAUACAAAGCAAAUAGUGUACAUUUCUCUUCCUUUCUUUAUUGUGUUUCCUAUCUUUUUCAAUAUCUAUUGGUUUGUUGCUUGUACGGUUAGUUCUUCUUGUAGCGAUGCAUUUCCUUUGGCUUAUAGAAUUUUGGUGUUGGUUUUCGUUUUCUUGGUUAUUGGGGUUAUUGUGUGGAUUUUUGUGGUUAAUUGGCAUAGAAUUGAGUUGACUGUGAUGAUAAUUGGGGUUGCGUCUAAUGCACUUUCAAAGAAUUUGGGGUUAUUUGUGGCCUUACCGUUACUGACAGUUGGUUUAGUGGUUUAUUAUGCGCCAAUUGUAGUAUUUUUGGUGUUUGCAAGGCUGAAUGGGAAAAUUGUACCAAAGGCAUCAAGUGAGGGGUACACUUGUGUUUGGAAGCAGGACAGCUGGGUGCCUGCUUAUUAUACAUUGGCAAUUCUUACAAUGCUUUGGUCUUUGACUUCAAUGAUCGAAGCUCAGGUUUAUGUAAUCAGUGGGACUAUCGCUCAGUGGUACUUUUCCAAGGAGGAUUCAGCACCUAAGCGGGGUAUUAGAAGUUCUAUGAGAAAUGCAUUUGGCUCUUCGUCUGGAACUGUUUGCAUAUCUGGACUACUUAUUUGUGUUGUUCGUAUUGUGCGUGCUGCUGUUGAUAGUGCAAGACAAGAGGAUACUCCUGGGAUGGUGACCCUUGUACUGCGGUGUUGUGUUAAUGCAUUGAUGUCAGCAGUAGAUUUUCUUAACAAGUUCACAGUUAACUUCGCAGCAAUAACCGGUGAAGCGUACUGCACUUCUGCAAAGAUGACAUAUGAACUUUUAAAACGCAACCUUCUCUCUGCUGUUUUUGUGGAGACAGUCUCUAGUCGUUUGUUGGCUGGAAUUGCAUUUGUCCUCUCAGCUAUAUAUGCAAUUGUGGUAUGUGCCAUCCUGAAGGGAGCGAGCAAGCUUGGGGUUGAUUCAUACUUUGUAGCUGUUCUUGCAUGGGCUCUGUUGAUUGUAGUGCUAGGCUUCUUCGUCCAUGUGCUCGACAAUGUGAUUGACACUGUUUAUGUAUGCUAUGCGGUUGAUAGGGAUAGAGGGGAAGUUUAUAAACCAGAGGUUCAUGAGGUUUAUGUUCACCUACCUAUUAGCAGAAAUCAUAGAUCAACUGCUGUGCCUAGAACUCCUGGUGUAUAAUACGAAUCUUUGACCUGUCAUGUUCUGCCAUUUGUUCUUUGUAUGUAAGUUCUUUUUGACUAGGGUGUGCAUACCUUCAAAUUGGUGCAUUGUACAAUUUUGAGGCGUGUUCAAUAAAGGGCUAUACUUGGGCAA